This is a messenger RNA of Besnoitia besnoiti, 1881 nucleotides long. RefSeq names its product pyruvate dehydrogenase complex subunit PDH-E1Alpha. The transcript has 5 exons. Gene Ontology annotation, biological process: pyruvate decarboxylation to acetyl-CoA. Gene Ontology annotation, molecular function: pyruvate dehydrogenase (acetyl-transferring) activity. Bases 1 to 1881 code for a protein of 626 amino acids. The record is from RefSeq and is a predicted model, not a curated record. NCBI's taxonomy places the organism in Eukaryota, Apicomplexa, Conoidasida, Eucoccidiorida, Sarcocystidae. Gene Ontology annotation, cellular component: intracellular membrane-bounded organelle.
AUGGUGCACCCUUGUUGCCCAGUGCCCGCUCUCCUCUCCCGCAGGGCGGGCGGGUUCUUCCGCCAUGCACAUCCCCUUUCUGCGUCUCUUGCUUCAGCUGGAGGUUCCACCCGGGGUCUCGUGUUUUUGGCCCUUGUGGUACUGAGCACCGCAGCACCGUUCACAUUCCCAUUUCGAGCGGGCAUGCACCCUGUCUCCGCCCUCAACCCUUCAGCCUCUCCCUCGUCCCUACCUACAGCCUUUUCGUCUGCGCCGCACUCGGCAGUCGCGUCUCUGGCUUCUUUCAGAACGCUCACAUCUUUGCCGCAUGCCUCUCACUCGUUGCCUGUGGCGCCACACCGAAUGACGCCUCAGUCUCCGGACCGGUUGCCGCCUGCCUUCGUCGCUUCGGAGGUGUCCGCUUUCGCUUCCCGGGCAGACGCCUCUGGGGCGGCAACGUCUCAAACUGCGUCGAGUGCGUCGUCGCGCCUGUCUGCCUCGGUGGCCUCGUCGGGCGCGGCUGGCAUCGCCGCUUUUCAGCCACCGCGGAUUCCGGUGUUUCGCGACCUGCCGACGUUCUCUGCGUCGGUUCUGUCGUCGGCUGCCGCGCGCGGAACUGACCGCGCCUGCUCUGCAAGAUUGCCUGUUUCUCUGAACGCGGCAGCGGGGGCAGGGAAGGAGGGAGACACGGGUGUUUUCAGCUUCCCGGGACGAGAGUGUCUGUCGCCCCAGCAGCAGCACCGCGAGCUCGUGUCUCCGUACGUGGGUCAGAUGCUCCUGGAGGACAUGCUUGUGGGACGAAUGCUGGAAGAUGCAUGCGCGCGUCUGUACUACAUGGGGAAGACUGCCGGAUUCGUUCACCUGUAUACUGGCCAGGAGGCCGUCAGCUCUGGAGUCAUCAAGCUGCUGCGGCGAGACGACGCGGUAGUGUCGACGUACCGCGACCACGUGCAUGCCACGAGCAAAGGCGUGCCCGUCCGGGAAGUCAUGGCUGAGCUUUUUGGCAAGGCGACCGGCUGCAGCAAAGGCAGGGGAGGCAGCAUGCACAUGUUUUCGAAGCCGCACAAUAUGAUUGGAGGGUUCGCGUUCAUUGGAGAGCAAAUUCCAGUUGCUCUCGGAUACGCCUUCAGCGCCGCAUACAGGAGAUUUGCAAUGGGCGACAAAAACGACCCCAAUGCCGACCAGGUCACCGUGUGUUUCCUGGGAGACGGCACGACCAACAUGGGUCAGCUGUAUGAGGCGCUGAACAUUGCUGCUUUGUCCAAGCUCCCUAUCGUCUUCGUUGUUGAAAACAACAACUGGGCUAUCGGAAUGGCAGCGCAGCGGAGCACUGCUAUUCCAGCUGUUUGGCAGCGUGCGGAGUCUUUCGGUGUCGCCGGUGUCGAAGUAGACGGCAUGGACGUCCUAGCCGUGAGAGGCGCAGCCCGCCGGGCAAUCGACCGCGCGCGCCGAGGAGAAGGGCCUACUCUCAUUGAGGCACUUACGUACAGGUUCAGGGGCCACUCAGUAGCAGAUCCAGACGAAAUGCGGGCAGUCAAGCAGAAGGAAGCUUGGGUGGUCCGGGACCCGAUUAAAUCCUUUGAAGAGGAACUCAAGCGCCUCGGUUAUGCGACCGACGAGACAAUCGCGGCGACUAGGGCUAAGGUGAAAGCGCUAGUUGACGAUGCUGUGAAGUUCGCAGAAACGAGUCCGGAUCCAGACGUUCAGGAAUGCGGGCAGUUCAUUUUUGCACCGCCAUACGCAGACGCAGGGAAGCCCGAGCCGAUGACAAAAGAGCAGCUUCACGAGUAUGCUGUGGCGCUCAAGCAGGAACUAGAUUUCAAAGCCCGCGUGAGAGCGGGGGAUAAGACGCCCCAACCGUCUGCCCUUCAGAACCCGAAUCCACCCGUCGUGAUUGACUAG